UUUCUGGUGCAUGUAGUGUUCACCAUUGUAUACUUUUAGAAAAACUCUUUCUUAUUGUAUUUUCGCUAACCUUUAAUAAAAAGAAGAUAAUAGCAAAUCAUAUUUCUUAUUUUGUAUUUGAGCGUCUAACCAAGUAAAUCAUACUGACAGCAUUAAAAUCUCCCUUAUUCGACACUAAAAAAGAGCUACAAUAACUCUGCCAAUCAGAAAUCAUACUGAGGUCGAGAUUUUUUUCUCUUUUUUUCAUAAUGUCAAAAAUGACUACACGGCUUGCUCAUGACUCCAAGAAAAUAAACCCAAAAUUCGAUGGCUACAAGCUUCGUCCAUGCUCAGAAAUAGCAAAUGUCCAUCGUACUGAGCUUGAGGAAAAUGGCAUUCAAGUAGAAAAUAUAUCUGUCAGAGAUCACAGACUGGGAUUCAGAGAUCUUCAAGCACGUAUUCGCCAGAGUCAUUUGUUUUAUGGACAUCCCUUAGACGACAAUAGAGCGGUUGCUUUUUUGAUAGAUAAAGAACACCAGCUGAAUGCUAUUGUAUACAACAAGAGCACAAAAGAAACACAGUUUCAUCUUGUAACCCAGCUGAUUAAGCCUUUGGGAUCCAUACCUUCUUUUAGUGAACCGGAUGUACGAGUACCCAUUGAGCCUCAAGCAUCAUCAGUGGUUGCCAUCAACUCUGAAUUACUUCUAGUUUCCAACGGUAUAGGCCAUAUUGAGUUGAUUGGAAUAGAGGAAAAGCAAGGAAAGAUACUAGGUGCCUCACUAGGCUCUGUCUCUUAUACGGGCGCGGGUAAUGAAGGGAUCGAGCCUGUGCCAUGCUAUUUGCUGACAGCUCGCCAAAAGAGGAAUAAAGUGAUUGCAGUCUUGUACAGUCGAACGGCAUCCAAGAGUACAGAGUUUAAUAUUGCGACCGUAGAACUGGAAAUUCCUACUACUGAAGACCAUAAGUCUGAUGGCAGUUAUAAUUUACACUUUAAAGUUCUUCAUAUAGAAACAGGGCCUGAAGUUCCUGCUUACUAUGCCAUUACACCUUCUGGAGAGCGCGUUAUCUUAGGCAGUGAAACCAAGUACAAUAGAGUAAAACCAAAGCAUGAUACAAUUACGGAUGAGUCUACGACACCUAUGGAUAUGGAUGAACCAAUAGUGGAGACCAAGGAAGUUACCAUGGAAGAAAAGACACCUUUGUACAAAUGGAGCCAGGAAGGACCCGACAUAACUGUAUGGUUUCAAAUACCUGUACGCACUCCAAAGUCUGCUAUUAGCUGCAAAUUUAUCAGCGAUCACCUUAGCCUUAUUGUACAAGACACACCGAUUGCCUUUCCAUUCCGCAGACUUUGGAGCACUGUGCAUGCGGAUGAAUGCGUUUGGACAUUGGACAGCGGCAGUGGACUACUAACAUUAUUCAUGACCAAGGCAGAUGAGCACACGCGAUGGCCACAAUUGUUUGAUAAAGACGAUGGCGUCUUGGAGACACUAUCGCCUAGUGAACUGGCUGAGAUCAGAGAAAGACUUGCCAAAUUUACGUCUGAAGAAGAUGAGAGUAACUCCAAGUAUGUGAAAGCAGCUCAGCACCCAGCCGCAACGGAUAUGGAUGAAGACAUUGACGAUGCUGGACAGCCUGUUGUGUUUAGUGUAUAUGAUACCAUGGGUAACGAGAUUGAAGAAUUUUCAUCGGGUUCUUAUCGUUGGAUUGGAAAGUCUUUUGACAUGUUUCAUAGCAUUCCUUCUGUAUGCCUUCAGCUGGAUGUUGAUGGCAUUGUGUUUAGGUUUGUUGAAAAACAUGACCACACUGUCCAAGUUGAGCAUGCUGCUACCUUCGAUGCAUUUGCAUUUGUCCAAGCUUCAAAAAGAGAUGCAAGAUAUAUACUUCAUGACCCGUCGUACCAUUUUGCUUGUGUGAUCGAAAGCACACGAAAUGCUUACAUCUACUUGCAUCAUAACGAUAAACGAACGACAGAAACGCAAACUCUCGUUGACUUGACACAAGGACAAAACGCAGACAUCAUUGGUGCUCAGCUUGUACUAAAAGACACUUUGAUGAUCUUGACUGAAUCACAAGUUAUUGUUAUUGACUUGUCAGAAUAAAAUUUCUCAUACUCCAAAUCGAGCUUGAUGUGAUAGUUACACGAAGCUGUCAGGGGGAAAAGUAAUACGCGGGUAUUAUUAAAGCAGAAAUAAAUGUGGGGAAACUCCCGGC
Rhizopus microsporus ATCC 52813 is the source of this 2193-nucleotide messenger RNA. RefSeq lists its product as uncharacterized. The transcript is spliced from 2 exons. Bases 249 to 2081 code for a protein of 610 amino acids. The record is from RefSeq and is a predicted model, not a curated record. NCBI's taxonomy places the organism in Eukaryota, Fungi, Mucoromycota, Mucoromycetes, Mucorales, Rhizopodaceae.